This is a messenger RNA of Toxotes jaculatrix (banded archerfish), 5657 nucleotides long. RefSeq names its product small G protein signaling modulator 1a (gene sgsm1a). Gene Ontology annotation, biological process: activation of GTPase activity. Gene Ontology annotation, molecular function: GTPase activator activity. Lineage: Eukaryota; Metazoa; Chordata; Actinopteri; Toxotidae. The coding region runs from base 27 to 4142 and encodes 1371 amino acids. The record is from RefSeq and is a predicted model, not a curated record. The transcript has 26 exons.
CUGCCUGCAGACAGGAGACAGGAUCCAUGGCAACAAUCAUGGCAGAAGCAGAGACCCGUCAGAGGCUGCUGCGCACCGUCAAGAAGGAGGUGAAGCAGAUUAUGGAGGAAGCUGUCACCAGGAAAUUUGUUCACGAAGACAGCAGCCACAUUGUGUCCUUUUGUGCUGCAGUGGAGGCAUGUGUCCUCCAUGGGCUGAAACGACGAGCUGCAGGCUUUCUCCGCAGCAACAAGAUAGCGGCCCUCUUCAUGAAGGUGGGGAAAAGUUUUGCCCCAGCCGAGGAGCUGUGCAGGAAGGCCCAGGAGCUUGAGCAGAUCAUCGAGACAAAACGAAGUCAAAGCUUACAAAGUCAAGACAGCCUUCGCAAGAUGCCCCGACUGCCCAGCCUUACCCCUCAGGGAGUCAAGAACUUGUGGAUCCGGACAGCUUUGUUUGAGAAGGUGCUGGACAAGAUUGUCCUCUACCUGGUGGAGAACAGCAGUAAAUACUACGAGAAAGAGGCCGUUCUAAUGGACCCCGUAGACGGACCUAUCCUUGCCUCUCUGUUAGUUGGACCUUGUGCUUUGGAGUACACAAAGAUGAAGACAGCUGACCACUUCUGGACAGACCCGUCUGCUGACGAGUUGGUGCAAAGACAUCGCAUCCACGGUGGCCACUCCAGGCAGGAUUCUCCCACCAAGAGGCCUGCACUGUGUAUCCAGAAGCGGCACUCAAGCAGCAGCAUGGACGAACGCCCUUCCCCCUCACCAUCAGCUCGUGAAUAUGUGGAGUCACUGCAUCAAAACAGCAGGGCGACCCUAUUGUUCGGCAAAAACAACGUGCUUGUACAACCGAGGGACGACAUGGAGGCGAUCCCAGGUUACCUCUCUCUGCACCAGACUGCUGACAUCAUGACACUGAAGUGGACGCCCAAUCAGCUCAUGAACGGCUCUGUUGGAGACUUGGACUAUGAACGCAGUGUAUACUGGGACUAUGCCAUGACUAUCCCUCUAGGGGAGAUAGUUUACUUGCACUGUCAUCAACAAGUGGACAGUGGGGGGACGGUGGUGCUGGUCAGUCAGGAUGGGAUCCAAAGACCUCCACUUCGCUUCCCCAGAGGAGGCCACUUGCUCCAGUUCCUCUCCUGCCUGGAGAACGGCCUUCUUCCCCACGGCCAGCUGGACCCUCCGCUCUGGUCCCAGAGGGGAAAGGGAAAGGUGUUUCCUAAGCUACGGAAGAGAGUUCCUCAGGGAUCUGGAUCCUCAGACUCAGUCUCAGAUAAGGAGGAGGACGAGGCCACAGACUAUGUCUUUCGCAUCCUCUUUCCAAACAGCCAGUCUGAGUUUGUGACUGUAACUCAUCCUCCCCGUCUGACUUCUUCCCUCUCCCUUCAACUGAGUGGAUAUUCCCGCUCCAAAACAGGGACCCUGGUUGUCCCCAAGAGGUCCUGCAGCUGUCCUGAAGAAUCCCCCUCACUCAUAGGAAGCAUCUUGACUCCUCCAGACUUGAUGGAUCAGGGAGCUACAAUGUGGCAUCCCACUCUAAGGAAGUCCUCGUGUUCCUCUUGUUCUCAGGGGAGCUUCUCUGACGGGGCGAUGCCCAAGGGUUGCAACCACGAGAGGACUCCUCUGAAGCUGCUGUGCGACAACAUGAAGUAUCAGAUCAUCUCUCGGGCAUUUUAUGGCUGGUUGGCAUACUGCCGUCACCUGUCUACUGUGCGUACACACCUCUCCGCCCUCGUCAAUCACACCAUUGUGGCGCCCGACGUGCCGUGUGAUGCCUACAAAGGGCUCACCACAGAAGUGUGGCAGACAUUCCUCCAGGACUGCACAGCCUACGAGGAGCAGGAGCUGCUUCGCCUGGUCUACUUUGGUGGUGUGGACCCCUCCCUGCGUAAAGAGGUGUGGCCUUUCCUGCUGGGUCAUUACCAGUUUGGGAUGUCAGAAGACGAGAGGAAGGAGGUGGAUGAACAGGUCAGAGUGUGCUACCAGCAGACCAUGUGCGAGUGGCUCGGCUGUGAGGAGAUCGUCCGCCAGCGGGAGAAGGAGCAGCAUGCUGCAGCUUUAGCAAAGUGCUCUUCUGGGGCGAGCAUGGACAGUUCCAGUCAGAAGAUGAUCCAUCAUGACUCCACUGUGAGCAAUGAGUCCCAGUCCUCCCAGAGCUCAGACAGGCAGAGUCUGGCUCGCCUGCAGAGUGACUCCAGCAGCAGCACACAGUUAUUCACAUCCUCCCAUCCCUUCCCCUGGAGUAGUCUGCUUCCCUUUGGCUUGUUCUUUCAGGUGUUUGAGUCCGUAGAGGAGGUUGACCAGAUCGAGACGGAGCCCAAGACCGAAGAGACCAAACAGGUGCCAAAGAUGCCCAACGGAGCUCUGCAGAACGGGACGAGCUCUCCGGAUUCUGGGCACCCCUCCUCCCGCAACUUCUCUGUCACCUCUGGCCUGUCCGACGGCUCGCUCAGCACAGAGGACAGCGCUGCACCUGAUACAACCCCGAGAUCUGCAGCUGUCCCUCAGUCAUCACAGAGCCCUGUCAAACCUGCAGGGUUAGAGGGAGAAGGUCUGACAGAGGAAAUGCACAGCCAGGAGAAAGCUGAAGGGAAGGACAAAGAGCAGGAGGAGGGAAAAGCAUCUGAUGUGACCGUGACAGCAGAAAAUAUCAAGGCUGAGGUGAUAGACGAUAACGUGACUCAACCAUUGAAAGAGGGGCAGGUGAUGGCCGACAAAGAGACAUGUUUGCAACCUGAAAAACAGGAAAAUGUUGAGGAGUCAGAAGCUACCAAAACAGAGGACACCAAGAUUGAAGAUAAAGGCUUGGAUACAGACAUUAAAGGAGUUAAAUCUUUAGAGUCAGGAGAAACAGAAAGAGAAAUGUCCGUUGAGGAUGCAACGAUGGUGUCAGCAGCUGCUACAGAAUCCAAAGGAGACCUCGCUGAACAAAGCCUCAAAAAAGAAGGGAGAAUUGAGGAAACAUCAAAGCUCAAAGAAAGAAAUGAGGAAAAGAUAAAGGAAAUGGAUGAAUCAAAGACAAACAAACCACAGGAGGUUUUUUUGAUGGAAGGGAAAGAAAAAAUAUUCAAAAAUCCUGCGGCUCCUGAAGUGGAAAAGAACCUCCUUUUCUCAGCAGAUGCCAGGGUCUCGAGAGCAAGAGAAGCCUACUGCGUAUCUCAGAAAGAGGAGACUCAGCUCAUGACUGAAUCUGAUGAGUCUCCCUCAGCCAUAGAGAUGGAGGAGAUCCCCAAAGCCAAAGUUUCCAUGGUGCCUUGGAGCAGGAAGGGACGUUGUGAACCCUCGUCUUCCUCUGAGGACUCAGCCCCUCACGUGGAGCUCAGGCAGGAGGAGGAGCAGGGAAAGCCCAGUCCAGAGGGCACAGAGUCCAUCCUGUCAGAGGAGCCGGAGAUGGAGAGCCUGUACCCUCACUUUGAUUCUCUGACCGGGUCUGGAGGCACCAAGAAUGAAGCCACCUCUCAAGAAUCUGCCGGGAGUACCUUUUCUCAAGAGCUUUUGGACUUGUACACACUCAAUCUACACCGCAUUGAAAAGGACGUCCAGCGCUGUGACAGGAACUACUGGUACUUCACUCCUGCCAACCUGGAGAAACUGCGCAACAUUAUGUGCAGCUAUAUCUGGAGGCACCUUGACAUCGGUUACGUACAGGGCAUGUGUGAUCUCCUGGCUCCACUACUAGUCAUUCUGGAUGAUGAGGCCAUGGCCUUCAGCUGUUUCACUGAACUCAUGAAGAGAAUGAAUCAAAACUUUCCACAUGGAGGAGCUAUGGAUACUCACUUUGCCAACAUGCGCUCUCUAAUCCAGAUCCUGGAUUCUGAGCUGUUUGAGCUAAUGCACCAAAACGGAGACUACACCCACUUCUACUUCUGCUACCGCUGGUUUCUCCUAGACUUCAAGCGGGAGCUGGUAUAUGAGGACGUGUUUGCAGUCUGGGAAACCAUCUGGGCAGCCAAGUAUGUCUCCUCUAGUCAUUUUGUCCUCUUCAUUGCACUGGCACUGGUGGAGAUCUACAGGGACAUCAUCCUGGAGAACAACAUGGACUUCACUGACAUCAUAAAGUUCUUCAAUGAAAUGGCUGAGCACCACAACAUAAAGCAGAUUUUGACCCUGGCCAGAGAUCUGGUGUGCAAGGUGCAGAUGCUGAUUGAGAACAAGUGAUGGCGCUGUUUGUCUUCUUUUCCUUCCAAGUAAAGUGUGAGCGGCAGUAGCAGCACAAGAGUAAAAUACAUACAGCACACACACUCUGACAUACACCCAUACACACUACACAAAGCCCUUACAAUCAGAGUUUGCUGCUAUGGGCCUUAUUGACUGUAUCCACUAUGUUAUUUGUGUUGUCAACAGGUGUGUGAGAAUAUUGCGCUUAAUAUUUGUCAGUAUGUUCAAGUGAAAACAAGCGUAAAUCUGUUUAAUUUCUAACUAUUUUUGUCAGAAAUCCCUCAAGUGUUGAUCUUAGUCUGAGUGCACAAAAUAUUUAUAUAUAUAUGAGAUAAAGAUGGAAAUUUUAGUUGCACAUUUCAAACCAAAAUGCAGAGCUGAGUUCAACCAGAGACUAUAUUUAUGAGAAAACUAUGUUGUGAUAAUAGUUUAUAUUUAUUAUUUUAGUAACUUAGUAAAGUCUACAAAAUUACAUUUUAGAUAUAUCAGUGAGUUAUCUCCCGGUCCUAUCCCUUAAUGAAGGAAAGAAUGUAAGCAGACUUUUGAUUUUAUUUAAGUAGAACACCCAAAUGAAUUUCCACUGAUGACCCAAACUCACACAAUGUUAAGAAUGCUUUAGCUUUCAGCAUCAUGCCAGUGAUUUAGUAUCCAACAGUGUUUUCAGUGUUCUUGAACUGCCUUGUCUGCCAAAUAGUAUGUCUUUAUUUGUUAUGUGUGAAUUGUACUGUACUGAGAGAAAAAUGUGUUUGAAUUAUGAGGAUUAUAUUAUGUUAACACUUGCUGAAUCAUAACCUGAUAUCUAAGUGACUUAUGGGUGUAUGGUGCAGAGAUUUAUAUAAAGUAACAAGCCUGAUUUGAUAGUCCUCUUCAGUUGUUCUAUCCAGUGAACCACUGUAUAUUUUGUAAAGUGUGCAGUUUACUCACCUUGAUUUUUGUAUCGUCCUGUAUUGUCUGGCACCUGUUUGUUAAAUCAAAUGUUAAUUUCAGCUUGAAUGUGACUGAAUAGAGAAGAUCAGAUGAGGCAGUGAUAAUAUUUAGUCACAGGGACCAAAUUAAAAGUUAAGCUCAGAUUCUUUAGUGUGAGAGUGACUUAAACAGAGAGAUAAUAAUGAAGGGUUAAGUAUGACAGAUUUUCACAGUGAACUGCUACUGACCUUAUGUUAUGAGGGAAAUUGUUUUAAUGUUUUGGGAGAUUUGGGGAUAAUCAGGACAUACAAAUUAUAUGCUUUUAACCCCCCUAAAAUGAAUCUUAAUGUUGGUCUCAGUUACCAACAUUCAUGCUUGUCAGUCAUUGCCUAAAACUUGACUCAGUUGUUCUUCAGGUGCUGUUUCAUGAAUGUGGUGAGGUGAAUUGCAUUUAAUAUUGGUGUUUCUUUGUGAACGCUAACUGCUGUUGGAAAAAAAAACUAGUUUAAUUCUUUGUAAUGUUUAUUUGCCAAUGUAUUUAUUUAUUUAUUUAUUCAUUCAUUUUCUCAUUCAAAUGCUGCUUUGUUUGUAAAGCUAACAUUUUUAUUU